Molecule: messenger RNA, 795 nt
Organism: Rotaria socialis
Lineage: Eukaryota; Metazoa; Rotifera; Eurotatoria; Philodinida; Philodinidae
Source: the annotation of a GenBank genome assembly
AUGGCGAUUCGCCAAAACGUAACAGAACUCAUUGCAGUGAGAAAUGGUAAUAGACGUAUAUGGAAAAUCGUGGGAUGCAUGUCCGCUGGCCUUUCUCUUGUUGUUAUCGCUAUUAUUAUAAUGGCUUCUAGAGGAUUUCGAUUUUCAAAAUCAAACAAUACUUCAACAUCGUAUACAACCGUUAGAAACAUCAGUAAUCGUGAACCUUCAUUGAAAAUACAAUGGAUUCUUAUUUUUUUAUGUUACACUCUAGAUCUAAUAGUAACAUCAACAGCUUUAAUUGAUGAAGAUAAAACUUCACCAGAAGAUAAAACUUCAUCAGAAGAUGAAAUAAGUACAACUCCAACUGAAGAUUCAUUUAGCUUAGAAUUCAUUAGUCCAACUACGACUAGUCGAAAGGAUCCUGUCAUUUUUACACCAGAUCGUGUAUCUGACUUUUUCGGUUGGGAAGGUAAUGAUCCACUGUAUCUUUUUGCUAUAUCAGCUUAUUUUCUUCAACAUAAAAUAAUACAUCGUUAUCCUGUUAUGCCAGAAACAAACAAUACAGAAUGGCAAACAAUUGAAAUUUCGUUUCGAUCAUUUCCUGUAUUUAAGUACAAUCUUCUAGCAAUAGGUAUGCAGACAUCUAGCCGUACAAAUCAGAUAUAUGGUGUAAGAUCAGCGGUAUCAAUCCAUGGAAAAGAUAUUACGGAUAGUACAACUCAAUUUUUUCCUACAAAUACCGAAAACUUCUACGGUAUUGCAUUCACUUAUACUGCUAUUGAAGAUGGUAACAGGAUAUUUUAUAAAAUAUAG